Dicentrarchus labrax (European seabass) is the source of this 2824-nucleotide messenger RNA. RefSeq names its product polyserase-2-like. Gene Ontology annotation, molecular function: serine-type endopeptidase activity. Gene Ontology annotation, biological process: proteolysis. Lineage: Eukaryota; Metazoa; Chordata; Actinopteri; Moronidae. The coding region runs from base 82 to 1851 and encodes 589 amino acids. The transcript has 10 exons. The record is from RefSeq and is a predicted model, not a curated record.
GAAGUAGAGACAGAGAGAGAGAGGGAGGGCAGAAGGAGGAUAUUUAUGUAGCUGCAGGUCCGAUCAUAUGAACUUUCAGUUAUGGCUUUCUACAAAGUGAUCUGUGUGGCGACUCUGCUGACUCUGCUCACACAAGAGUCUCACUCACAACUAAGUGAGUGCGGUCAGCCUCCGCUCAACACCAGGAUUGUUGGAGGACAGCCGGCCCCUGCAGGAAGCUGGCCCUGGCAGGUCAGUCUGCACAGAGGGGGUCACUUCUGUGGAGGAUCCCUCAUCAACAACGAAUGGGUGCUGACUGCUGCUCACUGCUUCCCAAGCUCCAGCACAGACAGUCUGGUUGUGUAUCUGGGUCGCCAGAGUCAAGAGGGAUCCAACCCCAAUGAGGUGUCUCGGACAGUAACACAGAUCAUCAAUCAUCCCUCAUAUGACUCCAGAACCAAUGACAAUGACAUCUCCCUCCUGAAGCUCUCCUCACCGGUGACUUUCACCAACUACAUUCGACCCGUCUGCCUGGCAGCCUCAGGCAGCACCUUCUACAAUGGCACGGACUCCUGGGUCACCGGCUGGGGCACCAUUGGAUCUGGAGUGCCACUUCCUUCCCCACAAGACCUGAUGGAGGUGGAGGUGCCGGUUGUGGGGAACCGACAGUGUAACUGUGACUAUGGAGUGGGCUCAAUCACAGACAACAUGAUCUGUGCCGGGUUGCGUGCUGGAGGGAAGGACUCAUGUCAGGGCGAUUCAGGCGGUCCGAUGGUGAGCAAGCAGAACAGUCGCUGGAUCCAGGAGGGAGUCGUGAGCUUCGGAGUAGGUUGUGCUUUGCCUGAAACGCCAGGAGUUUACACCAGAGUGUCCCAGUAUCAGUCCUGGAUCAACAGCCAGAUCACCAGCAACCAGCCGGGCUUUGUCACCUUCACGUCCACUGGGACUGACGGUGACCUCAGCGUCACCUGUCCUGGGCUGCCACCACCGCCAACCACCGUCGCUCCAACACCCAAACCUGUGGUCUGCGGCCAAGCCCCAAUGAAUUCACGUAUUUUGGGAGGAAGCUCGGUGGCGACAGCCGGUGUUUGGCCGUGGAUGGCGAGCUUACAGAAGAAUGGAAGUCACAUGUGCGGCGGGACUCUGGUGUCCGAGGACUCAGUGUUGAGUGACGCCGACUGCUUCUCAAGUUCUCCCGUAGCGUCUGAAUGGACCGUCGUUUUGGGUCGUCUGAAGCAGAAUGGAUCCAACCCCUUUGAGGUGACGCUGAAUGUGACCAACAUCACUCUGAGCAACCUGACCGGGUCUAAUGUAGCAGUGCUGCGUCUGUCAACCCAACCCACCCUGUCCGACUACAUCCAGCCCAUCUGCCUGGACAACGGUCAAACCUUCAGCGAGGGCUCGACGUGCUGGGCUGCCGGCUGGAGCUCCGGGCGAGGAGGGGAGGAGGAAGUUCUGCAGGAGUUCCAGACCUCGGUGGUAAAUUGUGGGAACAGGUCAUCGAGUGACACCAUUUGUACGAGCUCUUUCACACUGGAGCAGGGCGAUUAUGGCGGUCCGAUGAUGUGCAAGAAGGACGGCUCUUGGUUCCAGGCGGCGGUGUUAUCGACUGACAAGAACUCCGAUACAAAAGGAAUUAUUAUUAUUAUUAUUAUUAAAACACGAGCAGAUCCUCCGAUGGUCUUCGCCAAACUGAGCACCUUUCAGUCCUUCCUGUCUGGGGUUCUGGGGACGUUCUUAUCUCCAGCCGCCACCACCACCACCACAGCUCCCAGCAACCAGACCACCACUGCCGGCGCUCCCGCUCACUCCUCCUUCUUCAUCUUCUUCCAUCUCCUCGUCUUGUCUGCGUGUCUCCAGCUCUUCUUAUAGAAACUCCAACUUUAUCCGUAAAUAGGGAUUUACAGGAUGUGACGAACACAAAUGAAAGUAAACAACGUUGAAUCUGAGACACAAUUCAGGCUUAAAUCUACAUGAAGUAAUCUAUGACUUUAUUCUGUUGGUGACAGGAACAGAGUAGUGAAGUAGGGGUUAGCUUACUGGCUAACAAAUCUACAUCAAUCGUUAGGUAGACAGUUAAUCAAUAAAGUCUAUCUAUCUACAGAGCAAAGGUUAGCUAACUGUUUUACAUUAAUCAUUAGCUGACUAGUUACAUCUGAUAGUUUGUGUUAAAUGCUACCUAACUAGCUACAGUUGAUGUAGAUUAGGUACUCAACAGUAAAACAUGAUUCAUAGUUUCUUAUUCCAGUCUAAACUGAAGGGUGUAAAAUACGGGUGUGAUAUGAAGAACUUUUAAAGAUGCACUGAACAAAUGUAGAUGUAGCAUAACACUGAAAGCAAACCAUGAAAUGUGGUUCAUAGUUUUUGAAGCUACAUGGAUCAAUAAUUAUAUCUACUCUGCUGUUUUUAUUGUGAUUUUUAAAAAAAUCAAUCUGUUGUUAAAUGUGUGAAAUCUGUGUAAUAUAUUGAUUUCACUGAUUAUUAUUAUUAUUUUUGAUUGUUGAACAGGAGCCAUAAGUGUCAUUCAGUAUGUCAUAGUUGGAUUCAGACAUUAUAAUGAUUUGUAAUUUAUAUAAUUGUUGGUAUUCAGUGAUCAAUAACUCUGCCAUUUAAUUCCCUGCACACUGUAAAGAAGCAUAUUUUAGGUCUGAGGAACACAUCUACCUCAUAUUACCAGAGAGCUACUGUACCAUAAUGUUCAUUUCUAUCUGACAAAGCACUUAAUGUGAACGUCUUUGCUCUGAAAGUACACAAGCUGCACUUUACAAUGAUCAUUAUUUGGUCUGAAAGAUAAAAUGUCAAUCUUGCCGAGCUCAUGAAAUAAAUCCGUCAUGUAAAUGUGAAA